AUGCCACCUACGAUAGACGAGUCAAUUGAGUACGAACGAGACGAUAGCCCGCGCGAACUUCCCAUGAAGUUCCCAUCCGAUCUUGACUCCCCAAGUCCUCAACAGUCCUUGCAUAACACCCCCCCUGCUCCCGCCGGCCAAGCUCAUCAACAUCGUGUUGCAGUUGGUACACAGCUCAGUUCUUUGGCCGCCCUUCCUAUCGUCCGACAAAUCCCAUGGAAAGAUGGUCAAGCCCUGCCGGGUCUCAAGUCAAUUGAUGAUGAGCGACCCCAUAUCCGCGGCGCGUUGUUGCUUACCAUGCACAGAAGGAAUGUGAGAAAUGUGCCAGAGGCUCGGGUCGGUUCAAGCACUGUAUCUACCUCGAUGACAUGUUUCAAGGAGCUUGUGCGACUUGUUAUUAUUCGUCGAGAGGCGCUUACUGCACCUUGCGUAUGGAGAAAGAAGGUCAGGGCCCUUUCAUCUGGCGUGCCAGACAACGCUGACUCUAGAGAUCUAGCUGCUCUUGGAGCCUCGAAGCCCACAAAAAGCUCUACCAAGUCCUCCGCACUAAAUGACACCAUGCGUGUUCAGUCGGAGCCAUCUCUCAAGCGCAAACGUAUAUCGAACGGUAACCCAAUAAACUACAAGAAACAACCUCGAUUGGCAUACAACCUCGAAGAUGUCGAGAGCCGCUAUGAUGCCGCCCCAGUCCCUCGUCCUUCCAAAUCCGUCCCUUACGACAAGUCAUUUGACGACGACCCAGCGGCUUUGUUGGCUUUGCUGUACAAGCAACAACAAAGACAACUGCAAGCUAAUGGUUCGGCCAAGAGACACCAAGUUCAAGAUAACGAGGACGAGGAUGGUGUGAUGCUGAACGCCAACGCCUAUAAGGGGCCUCGCGGAGGUCACAGGGAAGAAGGCCCCGAGAAACCAUACUCGCCAGCUGUCGGAUACUCCGGACCAUCAUUUGACAUGCCCAACAGCAGAAUUGCUUCCCAGGACCACCGCCGACCCGAAGCCGCUGUUGCGCUCAUUGAUACAUUUCCUCGUAGGAAGCAAAAGCAACUUUACAGUGUGAUCGGUGGCCUCGAGAGCGGCAUCCGCAGCCAACGCCAACAAACCGAAAAUCUUGAGAAUCAGCUUGAAACCCUCAAGGAGAUUCUCGGCAUUGGCGAAGAUGCUGGUUUUGUCUGA
Messenger RNA from Drepanopeziza brunnea f. sp. 'multigermtubi' MB_m1, 1173 nucleotides. NCBI's taxonomy places the organism in Eukaryota, Fungi, Ascomycota, Leotiomycetes, Helotiales, Drepanopezizaceae. The record is from RefSeq and is a predicted model, not a curated record.